CUCAGCUGACGAUGCCGAUCAAAAGUUCGGAACGAAAGCCGAGAAAAGUUUGAUUCGCAAAGCAUUAUGAUUGCCGCGCCUGUAUAAUCAACGUGUCAUAGGUCAAGCCGAUGAGAUACCGUUUCGCAGACCACGACGUGCAGUUUACAGCGUGUUCUUCGACGAAACACCGACUAGUUCCCUGUUGUUCCAUCUGUCUUCGCGUCCUUCUACAUUUCGUUAUAUAAUUUGCACUAAAACAAUAACAACCACGGCUUCGUCAAACGUCGAUAAUCGAAAAGAUAAAGAGGCGAAUUCGCAAAUGGCGCGGACAAACGUAAAAAGACGGCAUUCCGAUUUGCUGCAUUUCGAAUCCGUCGUAAGGAUCACAAGCCUUCCGAUCGUCGAAAAUAGUAUACACAUUGCUGGAAGCGUGUACGAUAGAAUAAAGCGUUCGAAUUAUCUAAUGAGCUGGAGUUUAUGCACUGCUGAACAAUCACUGGCUAUUGCGACAGCAUCCGCCAAACCUGCAAUUUAUGCUUUGAAUGGGCCAAUUACGACGAUUGAUCAAUUGCUUUGCAAAGGUAUCGAUAUCGUUGAACAGAGAGUGCCAGCCAUACACCUUCCUCCACAUCUUAUGUACUGCAACGCACGAGCAUACGUGAACAACAAAAUCGUGAGGCCAGUUUUAAUGCGCGCCGGAAGCGUGAAGCAAAUAGGAAGUCAAGCUGCAAGCGUCGCAGCCGACACUUUGGACGGUGCUUUGACUGUCGCGGAUAAAUACGUUGAUCAUUAUUUGCCUGCUGAUCCAACUGACAAAGAAGAGAUUACUCCUUCUGAAUCAGUGAGCAAAACUACACGAACGAUUAAACAUGGCGCCAGGCUUUCUAGAAAACUGCAGAAACGAUUGACGCGUCGUACUUUGGCGGAGGCUCGAGCGCUUAAAGAACAGGGAACAGAAUGCAUUCAUGUACUUUUAUACGUGGUAGAACUACUAGCAACAGAUCCAAAAUUAGCGUACAAAAAGGCAAAGGAACUAUGGGCAACGUUAAGUUUACCCGAACCGGAGAACCAAGCUCGACCAGCUACUUUGGAACAAUUACUGGUCUUAUUAACUCGCGAAUCUGCACGUCGCAUCGUUCAUCUGGUCAAUGGAACAACAGCGUUAGCAGCAAGAACUCCUCGCGAUGUUGGCAGAAUUCUCAUGAAACUUUCACAUCAACUGCUCGCGGUUGCAGACGCUACUUUACAGAUGAUGCCUAUCAUUGGCAAGAAGGAUGCUGCAAAACAACAGAUUUCAGUGAUACGUUCAGCCAUACAAAGGAUCAAUGCAACCAUGAAUAAUUUAUUGGAACAAUUUGCUGCUUUUCUGGCUGGUCGUCCAACUGUUUCGAAAAUAACGCACGUCCCGAGCCAUCAACAGAAUCACAACAACCACAUGUCGAUGUCCUCCAAUCCGCCGUUAAAUGGUAUAGAGUAACAUAAUCGCGAUUAUUCUGUUUGAACAAUUUCGCAGUAGUUUUUGUUUCAAGGUCAGUAACAGUAAGAAAGACUUCGGAUUGAUAUUUCACAACAGAGGUUAGUAACGUCCGAUCCACCGCCAUAACACGAUUCUUGAAAAAGAAUCAAAUAGACGACGAUAUUUUAAUCAAUGGCACAAUAUACUAGUGUCAAUUUUAGCUUACAAUUGUUGUUGUUAAGACUUUAUUGUCUAUCUUUAGCUUCUAGCGUACAAAUGUAUAAUAAUUUGUAAAAGUAAGGAAGUGUACAAAAAUAAAGAUUAAUUUUUUUUGGAUCGUUAUUA
This is a messenger RNA of Megachile rotundata (alfalfa leafcutting bee), 1783 nucleotides long. RefSeq names its product lipid storage droplet-1 (gene Lsd-1). The record is from RefSeq and is a predicted model, not a curated record. Gene Ontology annotation, biological process: lipid storage; positive regulation of triglyceride storage. Gene Ontology annotation, cellular component: cytosol; lipid droplet. NCBI's taxonomy places the organism in Eukaryota, Metazoa, Arthropoda, Insecta, Hymenoptera, Megachilidae.